GGCAUCAAUAUGGCCAGUAACACCGCCAUAUCAUUUCCGUAUAUUAAGAUAUAUCACUAGUAAUAAUAACAUAGAUGUUCCUAAACGUAAUGUGAUUUUAGAGUUGGAAAAACGUGGAAUGGUCAACGAAUUGACGAGUCCUGAUAUUAUUAACCACGUAAAAAAACAAACAACGAUAUAUUGUGGUAUAGAUCCUACAGCACCUAGUUUACAUUUAGGAAAUUUAUUAACGUUAAUGGGAUUAUUACAUUUCAAUAUUAUCGGCCACCGUACAAUUGCUUUGAUAGGUGGUGCCACAGGCUUAAUAGGAGAUCCAUCAGGGCGUAAUACAGAGCGUCAACCCAUGUCAUUAACUAUGAUAGAACAUAAUAUAACCGCUUUAAAUCAGCAAUUACGUCGUAUAUUUAAUAAUGGACUUAUGUACGCAUCAAGACGUGGAUUCAUAUUGGAUAGUGAAGUCGAUAAUUUUUCGGUUAUGAAUAAUUUGGAAUGGUUUGGUAAAAUGUCAGCUCUUGAAAUGUUAAGUGAUAUAGGAAGAUAUUUUAGGGUUGGGACAAUGUUAAUGAAAGAAAGCGUCAAAUCAAGGAUGGAAAAUGAAAGUGGAAUAAGUUUUACAGAAUUUUCUUAUCAAUUACUUCAAGCUUAUGAUUUUUGGUAUUUGUAUAAUUAUCAUCAAUGUCGGAUCCAGUUAGGAGGUAGUGAUCAAUGGGGAAACAUCACUGCAGGCAUUGAUUUGAUCAAUAAGAAGAAAAUUCACGACGUAAUUAACGUUAAAAAUAACCAAGAUAAAUUAGAUAAUGCAUUUGGAAUUACUAUUCCUUUGUUAUUGACUUCAUCAGGAGAAAAGUUUGGCAAAUCAACAGGAAAUGCGAUUUGGUUGAAUGAAGAUAUGACUAGUGUUUAUGAAUUCUAUCAAUAUUUUAUGAAAGUUUCCGAUGCAGAUAUAGAAAAAUAUCUUCGGAUGUUUACAUUGUUAAGCACUGAAGAGAUAGCUCAUAUUGUAAAAACACAUAUGGAAUCACCAGAAAAACAUUAUGCACAAGAUAGGUUGGCAUCUGAAAUUACGGAACUCGUGCACGGAUUACAAGGACUUCGGAGAGCCCAAUUUGCUACUAGUAUUUUAUUUGAUACACCAAUCAAAGAUAUGUCCAGUCGAGACAUAAUUGAUGCAUUUGCAAAUGACUCGCGGUGUUUAACUACCGUUAAGCGUAAUGAUGUUUUAAAUUGUUCAAUUGAUCGCGUAGCUGUUGUUACUGGUGCAUGCAAGUCACGUAGUGAAGCUAACAAGCUGAUUAAAUCUGGAGGGUUGUAUUUGAAUAGCAAACGCAUUAGUGAUUCACAAUAUCAAUUGCAAGAAAAUGAUUUAAUUGAUGGUGUCAUUUGUAUAUUUAGAAUAGGUAGAAGUAAUUAUCGAUUGGCCCAAAUUGUUGAAUAA
Molecule: messenger RNA, 1435 nt
Organism: Racocetra persica
Lineage: Eukaryota; Fungi; Glomeromycota; Glomeromycetes; Diversisporales; Gigasporaceae
Source: the annotation of a GenBank genome assembly